This is a messenger RNA of Rhipicephalus sanguineus (brown dog tick), 2376 nucleotides long. RefSeq names its product nuclear hormone receptor E75 (gene Eip75B). NCBI's taxonomy places the organism in Eukaryota, Metazoa, Arthropoda, Arachnida, Ixodida, Ixodidae. The coding region runs from base 206 to 2080 and encodes 624 amino acids. Gene Ontology annotation, molecular function: nuclear receptor activity; zinc ion binding; RNA polymerase II cis-regulatory region sequence-specific DNA binding. The record is from RefSeq and is a predicted model, not a curated record. The transcript is spliced from 6 exons. Gene Ontology annotation, biological process: hormone-mediated signaling pathway; cell differentiation; positive regulation of transcription by RNA polymerase II.
GCGCACAAAACUAGUAGCGGUGAACUUGAGCUGUACGAUUUGGCCUGCUUUCUCCGCGCCGACAAGUCGGGCUGCGUCGUCGGCCGCGCUGAAACCGGUUUGCCGCCCGUCUACUUUCACUGUCACUCGGAGGAGCGGAAGGAAGCGGCAGUUCUCCGGCGGAGCGCUCUCGUGAACGGAUGUGCUAGACCGCCGCUCGCUCGCCAUGAUUCUCACCGAGAAGGAUCUCCAGCUCCUGGCGACGUUGCCGUUCCAGCAGCAGCAGCUCGAGCGAAAGGACGCUGAUCUCAAAAUAGAAUUCGACGGGACCACCGUGUUGUGCCGAGUAUGUGGGGACAAGGCCAGCGGCUUCCACUAUGGCGUUCACUCCUGCGAAGGAUGCAAGGGCUUCUUCCGGAGGAGCAUCCAGCAAAAAAUUCAGUACCGACCCUGCACCAAAAAUCAACAAUGCUCAAUUCUUCGUAUCAACAGGAACAGGUGCCAGUACUGCAGGCUCAAGAAGUGCAUCGCAGUCGGCAUGUCUCGUGAUGCCGUGAGGUUUGGACGAGUGCCGAAGCGUGAGAAGGCGAAGAUCCUCGCUGCUAUGCAGAAGGUGAACGCCAGCUCGCAAGAAAAGGCGUUGGCUGUGGAGUUAGAGGACGAGAUGAGACUAUUUGACACUGUGGUACGUGCGCACGAGGAGACCUGCGAUUUCACCAGCGACAAGGUUGCCCCACUUCUGGAGCGCGCCCGCGCCCACCCCGUCUACACCCUGUGCCCUCCACAGCUGGCGUGCCCUCUGAACCCUACUACGCAACCAGCCGAAGGCAAUGGAGCCCCGCGGCUAAUGGAAGACUUCUCUGAACGUUUCUCCCCUGCAAUCCGCGGUGUGGUUGAGUUCGCGAAGCGUAUUCCUGGCUUCAGUCUCCUGGCACAAGAUGACCAAGUGACGCUGCUCAAGGCCGGCGUGUUCGAAGUACUCCUGGUACGGUUGGCCUGCAUGUUUGACAGCCGCAGCAGCUCCAUGGUGUGCCUCAACGGUCAGGUGCUACUUCGCGAGUCACUGCAUUCGGCCAGCAACGCACGGUUCCUGCUUGACUCCAUGUUCGACUUUGCCGAUCGGCUCAACUCCCUGGGCCUGUCGGACGCCGAGCUGGGGCUCUUCUGCUCCGUCGUGGUCAUUGCACCCGACCGGCCCGGACUCCGAAACGUUGACCUGGUGCAGAAGAUGCAGCGGCGCCUGAGCGAGGUGCUGCAAAAGGCCGUUGCCGCGGGCCACCCCGACCGGCCGCAGCUUUGCGCCGAACUGCUCAAGAAGGUGCCUGACUUGCGCACGCUCAACACGCUGCACUCAGAAAAGCUGCUGGCCUACAAGAUGGAGCCGGCGACGCCUCCGUACCUGGAGCAGUGGGGUGCGACCGAAGACUGGAGCCCGGCCAGCCCACACUCAGUGGCCUCGUCGACCAACUCGCUGGAUGGUGCCAAGAGUCCCGUACGCUCGGGUUCGUUCUCAAGCAGCACCGACUACUCGCCGGACAGCCCGGCCAAGCCGUUCGCCAAGGUGCGCCGGCUCGACUCGCCCACGGACUCUGGCAUCGACAGCGGCAAGGAGCCCGGCUGCUGCACGCCCAGCGCAUCGGUGUGCUCGAGCCCGCGUUCGCUGGACGACAAGCCAGCGGACGAGCCAGACCGCGCCGACGAGGACAUGCCGGUGCUGAAGCGUGCGUUGCAGGCGCCGCCGCUCGUCAGUCCGCACCAGCUCAUGGAGGAGGCGUACAGACACCACAAGAAGCUCCGUGCGGUGCGGAAGGAGGCCGCCUCUAGCUCGGCAGACCUGGCUUCGAGUCACAGCACGCUCGUGGGCCGGCUGCAGCAAGCGCCACGCUUCCUCAACGAGCAGCAGCUAAAGCGCACCGACCUCAUCCACAAUAUCAUUAUGCGCAACGAGGGUCCGCAGGGCUUCUUCCAGGGCUGGGGCUCGCCGCCACGUUGCCCCUACAGCCCGCAGCCCAGCCCGCCGCUAGUCCCGACCCAGGAAGGGCCGCAGCCGCUCAACCUAUCCAAGAAGCCCCCCACGCCGCCGCUCAAGACAGAGACGUAGGCCCCCCAUCCCCCCACCAGUGUAUAUAGGGCGCACGGACGCAUAACUUAUCACGCGAGGAAUGUACAGAAGGGUAAUAUAAGUUAUGGUGGGACACCAUCCACGGUGGCGCUGCUGCUGUUGCGGGAGCCAGUAUUAUGUGCAAUCAUUUGUUGUGUCUGUCUUGGUGUGCUUUCAUUAUUUAUGGAGCUCGUCUUUAGCAAGGUGUUGUAAAUUAUCGAAUGUAUGUAUGUGCGCGUGCAUGUGUGUGUGCAUCUCCGGUGACUCUGUCUUUAGAGUGUUGUCGGUACUCUCCC